AUGUUGUUUCAGGGUGCUGUGCGCUCAACUUCUCGACUCACUCUUCCACGAGCAUUAGGCUUGACCACAAGUCGCCGUUUUGGUACUUCUUCAGCUGUCUCCUUUCAAAGGUCCUCUCUCAUACUCAAUAACGAGGAUAACAAGAAGGAAGCUGACAAGAACAAGUGGCAGCAACAAACCAUCGCCAAUGAAUUCAUCGAGGCUGUACUUUAUGGAUCCAAAAAGACAAAGGAAGAGGAUAAUAUGACCCACUCAAAGACACUUGCCCGUGGCAAAUACGUGCAUGAGUUGCAAAAGCACAAGGUCAAGCCUGACAAGGUCCAAGAAUACAUUCAGCUUGUCACGACGUAUCUACCCCAGAUCGCCAAUGAACCACUCAAUGAACUCCAUCUUUGUGGUAGUUGGGAAGUUGUUAUCGGUGAACUCGACACGUUUGUGCAUAUUUGGGAAUACAAAGGCUACCCUGGUCACCACAAUACACAAGCACGUCUUGCUCAAGAUCCGGUGUAUCAAGAGUUUCUAAAACAGCUCCGCCCAUUGCUUGUAUCGCGUGAGAAUAAUGUCAUGCUUGAGUUUUCCUUUUGGCAAACUUCACCUCCUAUGGUCACGGAUGGUAUCUACGAGUUGCGUAAAUACAGCCUCAAGCCUGGUCGAUUGCUCGAAUGGGAAACUGAGUGGCGAAAAGGUCUCGAAUGCCGACGCCAAUUUUGUGAACCCGUUGGUGCAUGGUUCAGCCAACUAGGACAAUUACAUACGACCUAUCACAUGUGGACCUACCCUGAUUUGCAAACACGCAAGACGACUCGUGAAGAUGCUUGGAAUGUGGAUGGAUGGGCAGAAACGGUUUAUAAAACAGUUCGCUUGGUUGACCACAUGUCAUCUUAUAUUCUCAGACCUCUUAGUCACAGUCCUUUACGAUAA
Messenger RNA from Lichtheimia ornata, 921 nucleotides. RefSeq lists its product as uncharacterized. Bases 1 to 921 code for a protein of 306 amino acids. Lineage: Eukaryota; Fungi; Mucoromycota; Mucoromycetes; Mucorales; Lichtheimiaceae. Gene Ontology annotation, cellular component: mitochondrion. The record is from RefSeq and is a predicted model, not a curated record. The transcript is spliced from 9 exons.